GGGCGCUAAUGUUCCAAGAUGGAUGCCGUGUGCCUUAAUUCCUUCACUAGAAGAAGACGCUUGAGGAAGACUACAACUAUGGAGCGAGUGGAGAGAUAGCACGGGUGGGCAGUUAAAUGCGAGAUUAUUCCACCAACUUUUAACUGCUGAUAACACUUCUUUGUUUCACCCCAUGGACAACUCCAUUGUUCAACUAACGCUCGGUCAUACAUAACAAACCAGGUACGACCUUCGAACCCGGAAGUAAACAAGAUAUCGAGGUAAUCGUGCUCAAUAGCAGUUACCUUUUUGAGUUAGCUAAGCUAAGCUAACAGCAAAGCUAAGGAGGCGGUUCCAUAGUGGAGGUUCUCGGACAGAUGGACAGUCAGUGAGGGGUUUGAACGGUGUCGCCCUCACCUUGCUCUGCCUGUGCUCUUGUGGUCAGCUUGGGUUGUUGUCUCCCGUCAUGCUACCAGACGGUCCUCUUGUAGAAAAUAAGAGCCGCCUGCUGAUGGCGCUGUACCGCAGUAAGAGAGCCGUAAACGCGGCUGAGCUGUUGAGCCGGAGGAGCAGAGGUAUCAGGGAUGCUGGGACUCUGAUCAGACACAACAUGAAGGUCCUUCGAGGUAUCCUCCUCCAGGACAACAGGGAUUUCAUUAACGUAUGGAACAAGAGCUCCAAAUCUACAAUAAUGUAUGAGAAUGGUAAAAUCUACUUUGAAAAUUACCAGAACUGCUACAGCUGUGUUCAUGCAGAGCCUCAAGUUCUAUACAAACUGCCUAAGAGAUCUAAACUGGAGAAGUUUGAAGAUGCCUUGCUGUGUCAGAGCCCACUUGACAGCACACUAGCCUCCCCCUCUGAUCAAAAACCCAGCCUCUUGGCUUUAACCGCCGACAACUGGCUGUGUCGCCUUUCAGCUGAAACAGGAGAGGAGCUGCAGAGAGUUUACCUGUCUUCAAACCAUAAGUUCAGGUAUCUCAGCUGGGAUGUUUCUCAAGAGAUGUUUUAUGUUAAAUCUGUUCAAAACAAAGAAACCUCUUUAGCCCGACACGCGGGAAUCACUCAGAAUACGGUGAUGCACCUGGCCAUCUUUCAUGCCUUUCCCUUACAAAUUGUUGGCAUUUUGGAGAUCAACAAAAAGGUAUUUGGAAAUGGCGUCACCGAUGUUGUUCUGUCCCAAGGUGUCCUCGUGGUGUCUUACAGCAACAAGUCGGUGAAGCUGUACAGCUUUGAGCACAUUGUUCAAAGGUACUUGACAGAGAAGCUAACGCUUGGAAAGCAGAGUUCACUUCUUGGUGGCAAAACUGUGGGCGAUGUUCCGUUUGGCAUCCCAGUAAAUAUACAGAUCACAGAUCGGCCUCCAGUGCUUUUCGAGGUAUCAUGUGCUAAUAACAGUGUCCAGAUUGGAGGCUACCCGUGGCAUUACAUCUACACACCACUGCAUAAAAAUCACAAGGGCACUCACCACAUCUGUUCACUGAAGGACAGCACCAUGGCAUCAAAUGGAAUACAAAACAUGAACUGCUGCUCUCUAGAGAGUGAUGGGAUUUUCUUCCACCCUGACGACUCGGGAAGAAUCCUUCAUGUUGGACCUGCCAUCAUAAAUGUCCUGAAAAUCCUUGGUGAACUGAACAAUGGUUUAGCAUCAAAGGUAGUUGAGGAUUUCUCCAUGAAAAUCGAUCGAAACAACAAUCCUACCUCACAAGUCACAGUCACCUCAUCGGGCCGAACAGUGAAGAAAAGAUUUCAUCAGCUGGAUGAUGACCCAGAUCAAGAGACUUUCCGUAUCGUGGAAUAUGAGGACGAGCUGGACCUUUUGGCAGUGGUGGUUACUAACGGUGAGGAGGGAGAAGGAAGAGCCCAAAUCCGACUGCAUGACAACCAGAGUGGGCAGUUACUGCGGACCGUGGAUCUGGUUGAGCCUUGGGACGAGACUUAUCGCCAUGAGUUGUUUUUUGACAAAGACACAGUUGUUCAUACUGAACAGAAGAACACCAGCUUCUGCUGCCAUGUUUACAAGCUCACAGUUGCCAGAAAAUAAGGCUUUUAUUUUUCAAGAUAGUGUAAAUAUUUGUUUCUGUUUUUGUACAGUUUUUCUGUAAAACUCAUAUUGCUGUUUUUCACAUCUGGAUUACUGUGUCAUGUCUAUUGUGUGAAUUAUGUUAGAUAAACAUCAUUGAUGAAUUCAAUCAUUGUGGUGUCUACACUGUAUUACUGAUAAACAAGUGCGGUCUCAUCUCGUCUAUGAACACUUUUACAAUCUUUCUUUUAAAUUAAAUUCUUAUGUUUUUCCAAGCUACUUUGUAUUUCUGCAUCCUGCAUCAUUCUUCUUUCCACCAUGUUCAUCCAAAUAAACAUAUUCAAAAUUGGCUUCGAUGCAAUGUGAUCAGAACUGUGCAUUAUUGUGCAACUUGCUUUCACAACCCGCUGCACUAAUGUGUGUGCGUGGUGAAAGCUGGCCAUUUGUUACAAAUAUAAAUAAGCAUUCUUGCAAACUCGGGCAAGUUUACAUUUUGGGUUUUUAUACCGAUGUUCAUUAACAUACAGUAUGCUGUCCCUGUCAAAUAUGCAAAUAAAUACAUUUGAAAUUGCAGGUUUUGUAUCAAGCUACAGGUGUGCCCAAAUGUUAUGUUGUAGUUUGAAGUUAUUAGCAAAGGUUUGUUUUUUACUGAACUACUAAUAAGUAAUACUGAAGAGGAAUUAAUAUAAAACAAACAUAUAACUUACAACCUUUAUUUAAGCUGAAAAAAAACCACACAUUGAGGAACUA
Anarrhichthys ocellatus (wolf-eel) is the source of this 2749-nucleotide messenger RNA. It is a transcript of the gene dcaf17, whose product is annotated as ddb1 and cul4 associated factor 17. The record is from RefSeq and is a predicted model, not a curated record. NCBI's taxonomy places the organism in Eukaryota, Metazoa, Chordata, Actinopteri, Perciformes, Anarhichadidae. Gene Ontology annotation, cellular component: Cul4-RING E3 ubiquitin ligase complex. Gene Ontology annotation, biological process: protein ubiquitination.